UUCUGUCUUCUGUUCAAACGAAUGACAGCACUGCUUCCCUCGUCCUUUUCAGGUAGACGCAGUUCUACAAAGAGCAAUCCUUACCAGACCUCUCUUUCAGGUGAAGCAACCUCCUCACCCCAUUCCAGUGUGAGAAACACAUUCUUGAUGACAUCACAGGUGCCAAAAAUGACAACAUCCGCAGACUCCACUCCAGGAACCAAAGAAGAAACAUCAACAAUUGGAAGUAAAAACACUGCCCUAGUCACCUCAGCAGGCUCAGUAACAGCUACACUAGAGGGACAAUCAACAGCAACUUCUUUGAGAACCUCCAAUCAGGAAAUAUCAGCUUCAUCUCAGAACCACCAGACUCAUGGCACGGAGACCACCAGGGAAGCUCAAACCACCACCGUUACCCAGAUGUCCACAUCACCUCUUUCAUCCCCCCCAAGUGUACACAAUGUGACAGCAACUGUUUCUCAGGAGACAGCACCUCCAGGCGAAAAAAUCACCUCAUCCCCUGCCAGUGUCACCAACACGUCCAUGACGACACCAAAGGUGACAAGCUUCAGAGACUCCACUCUUGGAAACAUAGGGGAGACAACAACACCUGUUACUGAAAGUCUCAGGCCAGUCACUUCAGCAGGCUCAGUAACAGGUGAGUCAGAAGGACAAUCAGCAGAAGCUUCCUCAAGGUCUUCUAUCCAGGGCACAACAGCUUUUUCUCAGAACCAGCAGACUCAGAGCACAGAGACCACCAGAGAAUCUCAAACCAGUACCCUCACACAGAUGAUUACAUCAACUCUUUCCUCCUCCCCAAGAGUACACAACGUGACAGGGACUGUUGCUCAGGAGACAUCCCCUCCAGCUGAAAAAACCACCUCAUCUCUUUUCAGUGUCAGCAACACACCCAUGAUAUCGAAGACUAGAACAAUGACAGCCUUUACAGAGUCCACUUUUAAUAACACUGAGGAGACAUCAACACCUGCAACUGAAAGUCCUACUCCAGUCCCCUCAGCAGCCUCUGUAACAGCUGAGCCAGAAGGACAAUCAACAGCAGUUUCCUCAAAGACCUCUGCCCGGGAUAUAUCAGCCUUUUCUCAGAACCGCCAGACUCAGAGCAUGGAGACCACCAGAGAAGCUCAAACAAGCAUGGUCACGCAAAUGUCCACAUUAACUCUUUCGUCCUUUCCGAGUGUACACAACGUGGCAGGGGCUGUUUCUCAGGAGACAUUCCCUUCAGGUGAAACAACCACCUCAUCUUCUUCCAGUGUCAGCAACACACCCAUAAUGACAUCAAAGACUAGAACAAUGACAGCUUUUACAGAUCCCACUUUUAACAACACCAAGGAGACAUCAGCACCUGGAAGUGUAAGUUCUACCCCAGUCCCCUCAGCAGCCUCAAUAACAGCUGAGCCAGAAGGACAAUCCACAGCAACUGCUUCAAGGACCUCUACUCUGGACACAGCAGCAUUUUCUCAGAACCACCAGACUCAGGGCAUGGAAACCACCAGAGAAGCUCAAACCAGUACCCUCACACAGAGAACUACAUCAACUCCUUCCUUUUCCCCAAGUGUACUGAAUGUGACAGACACUGUUUCUCAGGAGACAUCCCCUCCAGAUGAAAAGACCACCUCAUUCCCCUUCAGUGUCAGCAACACACCCAUAUUGACAUCAAAGAUUAUAACAAGGACAACCUUUGCAGAGUCCACUUUUAAUAAUACUGAGGAGACAAUGCCUGUUACUGAAGGUCGUCAGCCAGUCACUUCAGCAGUCUCAAUAACAGGUGAGCCAAAAGGACAAUCACCAGAAAAUUCCUCAAGAUCCGCUAUCCAGGGCACAACAGCUUUUUCUCAGAACCACCAGACUCAGAGCCUGGAGACAACCAGAGAAUCUCUAACCACCACCCUCACACAGAUGCCCAUAUCCACUCUUUUUUACUCCCCAAGAGUACAUAAUGCAACAUGGGCUGUUUCUCAGGAGACAUCUACUCCAGGGGAAACAACAACCUCAUCACCCCCCAGUCUCAGCAACGCACCUGUGAUGACAUCAGAGGAUAUAACAAUGACAACCUCCACAGACUCCACCCUUGGAAACACAGGGGAGACAUCAACACCACUUACUGGAAGUUCUAUGCCAGUCACCUCAGCAGUCUCAAUAACAACUGAGCCAGAAGGACAAUCAUCAGCAACUUCCUUAAGGACCUCUACUCGGGACACAUCAGCUUCUUCUCAGAACCACCAGUCUCAGGGCACGGAGACCACCAGAGACGCUCACACCAGCACCCUCUCACAGAGAACCAUGUCAACUCUUUCCUCUUCCCCAAGUGUACUGAAUGUGACAGACACUGUUUCUCAGGAGACAUCCCCUACAGAAGAAAUGACCACCUCAUUCCCCUCUAGUGUCAGCAACACACCCAUAAUGAAAUCAAAGACUGUAACAGUGACAACCCUUGCAGAGUCCACUUCUAAUAUCACUGAGGAGACACCAACCCCUGGAACUAGAAGUCCUACUCCAGUCCCCUCAGCAGCCUCCAUAGCAGCUGAGCCGGAAGGACAAUCCACAGCGGCUUCCUUGAGGACCUCUAUCUGGGACACAUCAGCCUCUUCUCAGAACUACCAGAGUCAGAGCACAGAGACCACCAGGGAAUCUCACACUAGCAUCCUCACACAGAUGAUCACAUCAACUCCUUCCUUCUCCCCAAGUGUACACAAUGUGACAGGGACUGUUUCUCAGGACACAUCUCCUCCAGGUGAAACAACUGCCUCAUUCCUCUCUAGUGUCACAAUGACAUCAAAGAUGAUAACAAUGACAACCUCUACAGACUCCACUGUUGGAAACACAGUGGAGACAUCAACACCACUUACUGGAAAUCUUAUGCCAGUCACCUCAUCAUCCUCAAUAACAGCUGAGCCAGAAGGACAAUCACCAGCAACUUCCUCCAGGACCUCGGCCUCGGACACUGCAGGUGUUUCUCAGAACCAUCAGAGUCAGAGCACGGAGACCACCAUAGCAUCUGAUACCGACACCCUCACACAGAGGCCUACGUCAAGUCUUUCCUCCUCCCCAGGUGUACUCAAUGUGACGGAGACUGUGUCUUGGGAGACAUCCUCUCCAGAUGAAACGACUACCUCAUUCCCCUCCAGUGUCAGCAGCACACUCAUGAUGACAUCAGCAAUGCCAUCCUCCACAGACUCUACUCUUAAAAGUACAGAGGAGACAUCAACACCUGGAACUAAAAGUUCUACCUCAGUGAACUCAGCAGUCUCAAUAACCGCUGAACCAGAAGGACAAUCACAAACAACUUCUUCAAGGAACUCUAUCCAGGACACAUCAGCUUCCUCUCAGAACCACCAGAUUCAGAGCACAGAGACCACCAGAGAGUCUCAAACCAACACCUUCACACAGAUGUCCACAUCAACUGUUUCAUCCUCCCCAAGUGUACACAAUGUGACCACAACAGUUUCUCAGGAUACAUUUCCUCCAGAUGAAAAGACUGCCUCAUUCCUCUCUAGUGUCACGGACACAUCCAUGAUGACAUCAAAGGUUAUAACAAUGGCAACCUCCACAGACACCACUCGCGGAAACACCGCGGAGCUACCAACACCACUUACUGGAAAUAUGCCGGUCACCUCAUCAUCCUCAAUAACAGCUGAGCCAGAAGGACAAUCACCAGCAACUUCCUCAAGGAUGUCUACCCAGGACACAACAGCUUUUUCUCAGAACCACCAGACUCAGAGCAUGGAGACCACCAGAGAUGCUCAAACCAGCACCCUCCCGCAGAGAACCACAUCAACUCUUUCCUCCUCUACAAGUGAACUCAAUGUGACAGAGGUUGUGUCUUGGGAGACAUCUCAUCCAGAUGAAAUGACCACCUCAGUCCCCUCCAGUGUCACCAACACACCCAUGAUGACAUUCAAGACCAUAACAAUGACAACCUCCACAGACUCGACUCUUGGAAACACAGAGGAGUCAUCAAUACCUGGAACUGAAAGUCCUGCCCCAGUCACCUCAGCAGCCUCAAUAACGGCUGAAGCAGAAGGACAAUCAAUAGCAAGUUCGUCAAAGGCCUCUACUCAGGACAUGUCAGCAUUUUCUCAGAAUCAUCAGACUCAGAGCAUGGACACCACCAGAGAAUCUCAAACCGCGACUGUCACAGGAGUGGUGACAUCAGCUCCUUUAACCUCAGCACGUAGACACACUCUGACAGGAAGCUUCUCUCAGGAGACAGCCCAUCCAGAUGAAAUGACCACCUCAUCCCUCUCUAGUUUCAGCCACACACCAAUGAUGACACCAAAAGUUAUGACAAGGACAGCCUCCACAGACUCCACUCUUGGAAACACAGGGGAGACAUCCGUACUCGUUACAGGAAGUCUUAUGCCCGUCACCUCAGUAGCCUCAAUACCAGUUGAACCAGAAGGAGAAUCACCUGCAACUUCCUCGAGGACUUCUACCCAGGACACAGCAGCUUUUCCUCAGAACCAGCAGACUCAGAGCAUGGGGACCACCAGAGUACCUCAGAUCAACACCCUCACACUGGUUGCAUCAACCGUUUUAUCCUCACCAAGUGGACUCAAUCUGAGUGGAACAGUUUCUCAGGAGACACUCCCUUCUGGUGCAACAACCACCUCAUCCCCUUCCAGUGUCAGCAACACAUUCCCGGCAACCUCAGAGGUGUUCAGAAUGCCAACCUCCACAGAUUCUACUCUUGGAAACACAGAGGAGACAUCACUAUCUGUAAGUGGAACCAUUUCUGCCAUCACUUCUAAAGUUUCGACCAUAUGGUGGUCAGACACACUGUCAACAGCACUCUCCCCCAGUUCUUUACCUCCAAAACUAUCCACAGCUUUUCACACACACCCGAGUGAGGGUGCAGAGACCACAGGACGGCCCCAUGAAAGGAACUCAUUCUCUCCAAGGGCAUCUCAUGAGACAUUUACUCCGCAUGAAACAACAUUGACUUCUUCAUUCUCCAGUGAAGGCCACACAACUUGGUUACCAAAAGAGCUGCCUUCAACACCAACAAGUGCUGCCACUAUGCUUGUCACAGCAAGUACCACUACGUGGACAGCUGGCGGUAUUCCAGGAGUCCCUUCUGAGGUCUCAACAAUCGGGGAACCAGGACAGCCCAGCACACGCCCCUCCCAUAGUACAACUCUCCCAGAAACAACAGGGGCAGGUGCCCAGACACAAUGGACAAAAGAAACGGGGACCACUGGAGAGGUUCUUGUCCACAGCCCAAAAUACAGCGUGACCCAGAUGACAAAAGCAGCCACAUCCGCAUCUUCCUCACCUAUGCUGGAUGGACACACACCACAACAAAUUACAAUGGCACCAUCAACAUAUCAUUCAACAACACAUCCCGUAAACACCUCUCCUCAGAGAUCAUCGGCUGUUUCCCAGGGAGGUCACACUCCAGCCUCGAAGACCACACGAGAAUCCCAAGCCACGAGGUCCAUCUCCCCCUUGACUGACAGCCUCAAGACAGCCACCACCCCAGCUUCUUCCUUCACAGCCAGCGGACACUCGCCCUCAGAAACUGUUCCUCAGGACGCAUCCACCGUAAGUGCCGCAACAACCUUCACCCCAGCCCCCACCAGGGUUGGGCACACAGCCCAGGCCCCAACCACAGCACUGCAGGCGGCACCCAGCAGCCCUGGCGCCACCCUGGGGCCCUCAGGAGGCACAUCAUUUUCCAUCACAGGUGCCAUUCCUCCGGCCACCUCUGUGGUGUCAACACCAGUGGGCGCAGAAGGACGAUGGACAUCAGCCUCUGCCAGCACGUCACCCAACACAGUACCAGCUGUCACCCAAACCCACCAGGCUCGGAGCACAGAGGCCUCUGGAGAAACACAGACCAGCCAGCCGGCCUCCUCAGGGUCAGGUACCAUCGCAGCGGGCACAGCUACCCCUUCCUCAUCCAGGACGAGUGGCACAACACCUUCAGGAAGCCACGGAAUGUCCACCUCAGGCGAGAGCACGCCGCUCUCACCAAGACCCUCCAGGGACACUCACACCCCCCAGUCAACAAGCGAAUUGCAGUCCGCCUCAGCCAGUCCUGACGUCACCCCAGGAACGGGGUCCCCAUCAGCCAGUCCUGACGUCACCCCAGGAACGGGGUCCCCCUCAGCCAGUCCUGACGCCACCCCAGGAACGGGGUCCCCCUCAGCCAGUCCUGACGCCACCCCAGGAACGGGGUCCCCAUCAGCCAGUCCUGACGCCACCCCAGGAACGGGGUCCCCCUCAGCCAGUCCUGACGCCACCUCGGCAAGCGCGGGAACGGGGUCCCCCUCAGCCAGUCCUGACAUCACCCCGGCAAGCGCGGGGAUGGGGUCCGCCAUGGUCCCCUCUUCCCCCGCCCUGUCCCAGGUCCCCACCGCAGGGGCACCGCCAGGACAGGCCGGCCCCGCCUCCCCCAGCCCCCCUCCUCGGGAGACGUCCGCCGUUUCCCAGGCGGCGCGGACUCAGGGGACAGGGGCCGGCCGAGGGUCUGACUCCGUCGGCUUGGCGUCCCCGGCGACCCCUGGCACCCUGCGCCAUGUCGCGUCUCCUGCUCCCUCCACCGUGGUCUCCAGCAGGCAGGGCCCUUCGGCCACAAGCCAGAGCUGGGUCGUCCACGAGACCGCAGGGGCGGCGGUCCUGACCCCGGUCCACACCGGCCACGACGCCCUGACUGUGGCCACUGGGGCACCCGCAUCCUCUGUGGGUGUGUCAGGCAGGCCCAGCUCUGAACACCCUCCAGCCGCUCAAGGGGCGUCCCCCGCGACUAACCCCACCCCCAGGUCCACGCAUAGGAGCUCCACACCCAAGUACAGCGACGCAGCAGGUGCCACGCCGACGCCCUCUAUGUCCUCGGUCGACAGCACCCUGGAAGCUUCCGCAGCAUCACAGCACCCCGAGGCACCCGGAGGACGCAUCUCCCACUCCACUGCCAUCUCAGCACCCCGAGAGCGCGCCUCCCACUCCACCAGCAUCUCAGCACCCCGAGAGCGCGUCUCCCCCUCCACCAGCAUCUCAGCACCCUGA
Messenger RNA from Sapajus apella (tufted capuchin), 7005 nucleotides. RefSeq names its product mucin-19-like. Lineage: Eukaryota; Metazoa; Chordata; Mammalia; Primates; Cebidae. The coding region runs from base 22 to 7005 and encodes 2327 amino acids. The record is from RefSeq and is a predicted model, not a curated record. The transcript has 4 exons.